CCUGACCUCCUGUUCUGGGGGAGUACGCCUCAUGGUUGCUUCAGGGGAACUUUUCUGGCUUUGUUAUUUUUUUUCUUUGUCGCUGUCAUUUUCCUCUUUUGUCUCCUCUGUUACCUCAUUGUUCUAACGCAAGCCCAAGUACUACUCCGGAGAGGUGUCCAGACAGAGGUGGAGCCGGGAAAUCAAGUGCUAACCCGGAAGAAGUGAUCCAGGAAGUGAAAGUGGUUCCGUGCCUCUCCGGCUGUACUGUAGCGAGUUAGAGAAGGUUCGGCCUGAGUAAGGAAAGCUGACUUCUUUUUCAUUUGCCGUUCAAGCUGCCACCCUGGUGCUGGAGCUCAGAGGGAGCAAGUCUGAGUAGAUGCUGAGAUGAAUCGUCACCUCUGUGUUUGGCUUUUUAGACAUCUGUCCCUUUAUGGUCACUGCCAAUACCAUAUCCACCCCCUUUUUCAUCAGUCUACACGGAUACAUCUUGAUACACAGCUGUGGGGUUUUAGACAAAACUGGAAUCACAUUCUCCACCUGUUAAAUAAGAAUUGCUCCAGGAGAUAUUGUCAUCAAGACACCAGGAUGCUCUGGAAGCAUAAAGCACUACAGAAAUAUAUGGAGGACCUGAAUAAAGAGUACCAAGCACUUGACCAGUGUUUGCAGCAUAUCUCUGUGAAUCAAGGGGACCAAAGGUCCUUGAAUCAAAGACAUAAUGAGUUGGCCUCACUUGCAACCAUUUACCAAGAGAUUCAGAAGGCUGAACAAGCAAUUGAAGAAUUAGAAUCAAUGUGUAAAAGUUUAAAUAAACAAGAUGAAAAGCAGUUACAAGAACUUGCAUUGGAAGAGAGGGAAACCAUUGCUCAAAAAAUCAACGUGUUAUACAGUGAGCUUGUCCAGAAUCUAGUGCCAAAGGAGAAAUAUGACAAAAAUGAUGUUAUUUUAGAGGUGACAUCUGGAAGAACUACUGGAGGUGAUAUUUGUCAACAAUUUACCCGUGAAAUAUUUGACAUGUACCAGAAUUACUCAGGGUAUAAACACUGGACAUUUGAACUUCUGAAUUAUACACCUGCUGAUUAUGGUGGGCUACAUCAUGCAGCUGCCCGAAUUUCUGGUGACAAUGUCUAUAAGCAUUUGAAGUAUGAAGGUGGAAUUCACCGAGUUCAGCGAAUUCCUGAGGUGGGCCUGUCGUCAAGGAUGCAGCGUAUUCACACAGGAACAAUGUCAGUUAUUGUCCUCCCUCAACCAGAUGAGGUAGAUGUGAAAGUGGACCCCAAGGAUUUGCGAAUAGAUACAUUUCGGGCCAAAGGAGCAGGAGGCCAGCAUGUUAAUACAACUGAUAGUGCUGUCAGACUUGUCCAUAUCCCCACAGAGAAGCUCAUAUUUAAGUUGUUUCCUGAGAAAAGAUGCAUGAGAUGGCUUGUAGUAGAAUGCCAACAAGAACGAUCACAGAUAAAAAAUAAAGAAAUAGCUCUGCGUGUGUUGAGAGCUAGACUCUACCAGCAGAUUAUUGAAAAAGACAAGUGUCAACAACAAAGUGCUAGAAAACUGCAGGUGGGAACAAGAGCCCAGUCAGAGAGAAUUCGGACAUAUAAUUUCACCCAGGAUAGAGUCACUGACCACAGGAUAGCAUAUGAAGUUCGUGAUAUUAAGAAGUUUUUAUGUGGGGAGAAGAACCUGGAUCAGCUAAUUCAGAGACUGCUUCAAUCGUCAAACGAAGAAGCCAUUAUUGAAGUUUUGGAUAAAAACCUUAAAUCAACAAAAUGCUGAUUUAUUAUUACAUACAUGAAAUGGACCUAUGGCAAGAAACUGACUGAGGCAUGGAAAUCUUUGAGAAUGUUCCUAAAGAAGAUUUUAGCUGUUCCUAAAGAACAGCUAAAAAUACACAAUACUCACAAGUGUAAUUUUUAACGAAUUGAGUCAUAUUUUUUGACCCAAGAGUUUAUUUUAGGUUUUUGUAAAGUAAAAUCCAACUCUUCAAGUAGAACAGACAAACACACAUAAUUGAAAAGAGAAAUAAGGUCUUCAGAAUUAGGUGAUUUGGGACAGGUCACAUGUUCACUUUAUAGGCCCUUUUUUAAAACCAUCUAUAAAUUUAAACACAUUUUUCAUCUAUUACUUCAAGACUUCAUAAUAUGGGAAAAUUCAGUGAUGAAAGAACUAUGAACUUCUUUGUAAGCCCCUACUUAAAGACAAAGUAUUGUUAGUCCUGUUACAGCCAGGGCUUAACUUGCUACUUCUCAAUAAAAAAAUAAAGUUGUGAAGAAUGUGAGUCAAUAACCAUGAGUAUCUCUAGGAUACAGAUCAUAAAGCUCUUUGAGAGCUGAAUGAAUUCUGUGGUGUACAAACUACAAGCCAAAAUCAAAGCAGACUCUUUGCUUGGCUUCUGUUUCUUAUUCUUUGGCUUAAUGAGUUUCAACAGAUGUGUAAAUUGAGUAAUUUACUGCUAUCAGUUUUGUGCACUGAUAUAUAAAACCUAGUCCUUACCUCACAGAGAUUCCAGUUGAGUGAGGAAGCCAAAAUAUAAUCAUCAACUCUAAUACAAAGUGGCAUGGUGUACAGUAGUCCAUGUUGUCCGAGGAGAAGUAUAUCCAAGGCCCCAGUGAGUGCCUGAAACCAUUGACAGUACCAAAUACCUAUACAGCAGAUCCUCAAAUAAUGUCAUUUUGGUAUGUUGGUGGAGAAAAAAAAAAUUGAUUCCUGGCCAAGAAUACUGUCUGUGUGGAGUUUGCACAUUCUCCCCAAGACUAUAGGUUUUCUCUGGGUGCUCUGAUUUCCUCACACAUCCCAGAGGUGUUCAUGUGAGAUGAAUUGGCAUCUAAAUUGUCCUAGUCUGAGUUGGUGUGAGUGUGCCCUGCAAUGGAAAGGUUUCCUGUAGGGGGUGGAUGCCCACCUUUCACCCUGUGCUACUGGGAUAGGCUCUGACCUCCUGUGACCCUGAACUGGAAUAAGCAGGCUGGAAAAUCAUGAUCUCACUGUCACAUUAGCCCAUGAUUAAAUGGUUUUGUCAUAAGUUGUUUUAAUUUGAAGUUUUUAAGAAGCUAUUGAUGUUAAGUGAGGACUUACUGUAUAUAACAGUAUAUUGUAAUGAAAGUUAUGUGAAUGUGGUCUCUCAAAAGAUCUUAUGGUACUGAACUCACCAUUCUUGUAAUGAUGUGAGAUCAUACAAUGUCUGUAUGAUGAGAUGAAGUGAGGUGACUAACAGGCAUUGUGGUGUAGCAUUAGGCUUCUAUAAGGGCUACUUGAACAUAAAACAAUACCUGACAGUUUAUCUGGUAACCUUGAUGGCUAGGCUAAGUGAGGUAUAAUUUACACUAAAUUAAAUGCACACAUCUUCAGAGAUAGUUCAUUGAAUUUGGCAAUUACAUAUACCUGUAACUAUCAGCCCAAUCAAGAAGAGGACAUUUCCAUUACCCCUGAAAGUUUGCUUGUGUUCCUUUCUAAUCAAUCCAGAAAUCCACCAACUCCCACUCCUCCAACAGUGGCAUACUCUGUUAAGAUUUUUGUUCAGUAUAGCUUAUUUUCACUCUUCUAAAACUUCAUGUAGAUGGUCAUACAGUAUCUACUCUUGUAUAUCUGGCUUCUUUUGGUCAACAUUUUUGAAAUUCGUUUACAUUAUUGUGUGCAUCAAAGUUUCUUUUUAAUUUUUGAGUAGUAUUACAUGGUGUGAAUAUAACACAACUAAUUUUUAUCAUUGAUAUACAUAUGGAUUAUUUCCUGUUUGGGGCUAUUAUGAGUAAAGCUACUAUGAAAA
Messenger RNA from Phyllostomus hastatus (greater spear-nosed bat), 3736 nucleotides. RefSeq names its product mitochondrial translation release factor 1 (gene MTRF1). Gene Ontology annotation, molecular function: translation release factor activity. Lineage: Eukaryota; Metazoa; Chordata; Mammalia; Chiroptera; Phyllostomidae. The transcript is spliced from 12 exons. The record is from RefSeq and is a predicted model, not a curated record. Gene Ontology annotation, biological process: translational termination. The coding region runs from base 367 to 1752 and encodes 461 amino acids.